AUGAGCGAAAAUGAAACAAAUAAUACAGAACAAAACUCACCAUUAACAAAAGAUACUACUAGCGAUAAUAAUAAUAAUGAUAAUAACAUUAACAAUAAUAGUAAUAGUAAUAGUUUUAAAGAUGAGGGUAUAGUUAUAAAUAUUAUUCCACCAUCACCACCAUUACUAAAUAAAAGUCAAAAUAAUAUAAUUAUACCCGACAAUAAUAAUAAUACUACUACUACUAUCGAUACCAAUACCAAUACUAUAUCCACACCAGACACUAAAUCAAAUAUUUCCGAAUCUACACCUAUUACUACAUCCGAAGCUACCACUAAUACAGUUGAAAUUAGUAAAAAAUCUAUAGCCGAUGUUGAUUCCAGAAGUAGUACAUUAACAAAAGCAUUAGAAUUUAUUAGAUUUGGUUCAUCAUCAUUACCAUCAUCUCCAGUACUAUCCUCUUCCAAUAAUAUUACCAACAACAGCAACAACAACAAUAAUAAUAAUAAUAGUAUUAUUACAAGUAGUGGAACUAUUUUAAAUAAUAAUAAUCAUAAUAAUACUACCAAUGGUAAUGAAAUGGUAUCACCAAGACUAUCAUCAAUACCAAAACCAAUUCCAAAACCAUUACCAACACCACCAAUGAAAUCUGGUUUUUCAAAUUUAGAUAGUAGAUCAGCAUUAAGUAGAUCAUCACCAAAUUUACAAACAUUGUCAUCAAUGCAAAAAGUUACACCACCACAAUCAUCUGUCACUACAACAUCAUCACCACAAACAUCACCCCCAAUAGCUUCAAAUACUACUACUUCUUCUUCUACUACUACUACUACUACCACUACCACUACAAAAACUAAUAUUACAACACCAACAAAAAAUACAUUAUCAAUGUCAACAACAACAGCAACAUUAACAUCAUCACCAACAAUAAAUUAUAAUAAUAAAACAUAUAGUACAAAUAUUGAUUAUAAUAAUAGAAUUCAAAGUAAUGGUAGUAGUAAUAAUAACUAUAAAGUUGAUCCAGAUAUAAUUACAUUGGGUUUAUUUGCAGAAUCAAAAGCAAAAGGUGAAAAAGUUUUAUUAGAUGGUGAUGUCAAUAUACUGGGUACAAGUGAUGAUAAAUUAUUCGAUUUAAAUAAUAACAAUAAAUUUAGUGGAGGUGGAGGUGGUAGUGGUAGUGGUAGUACAAGUCAAUUGGUUGGUGGUAUUAGUCCAACGAGAUUAGGUAAAAUAUUCGAUCAUUUCCUUGUAGUUGGAUUACCAUCGACCAUUCAAUUGAAAUCGACACAACAUGAUGAAAUACAAACUCAUAAACCACAAAUCAUCUAUCAAUAUCCACCACCUGAACAAACUAAAUUACCAAAUGAUAUGAUUGAACAAUUCUGUUUCCCAAAUGGUGGAGUUGUUUCAAGAUCAUCCGCUAGAUCAUACUCUUCUUCUUCAUUGAAUCAAGUUUCAUUUUCAAGUCUUUCAAAUUUAUUAAAUCCUUCUCAUUCAUUUGUAUUUUUAAUAACUUCUUUAAAUACUCUUUAUUAUGGUGUUUGUAUUAAAAAAGAUGAAGAAGUUUCUACAUUACCAGGUUUUAUAGAUGAAAAAUCACCAUUAAAUCAACCAAAAUAUCAAACUGAGGAACCAUUAGUUAAAGGUGAAAAAAGAAAAUCAUUAAAUAGAAAUCAAUAUGAUUUUAUAGCACCAAGAGUUUAUUGUUUUUUAACAAGAUUUCCAUUUUUUCAAUUACACUUUCAAAUGUUACAUUCAAUAUUAGAGGGUGAAAGAAUGUUAAUGUUAUUUUCACUUAGUCAAUCAACUGACCCACAAAAUAAUGGUUCAUCAACUGCUGAUCUUUUAAAUUUAUAUUAUAAUAUUAGUAUGGAAGGUGUAAAAGAAAAAGUUCAAUUUAAAGCACCCUGUCAUAAUUAUAAAACUGAUUAUCAUUGUCCUCUUGGAUCAGAAGAUAGAUUAAUUGCAGAUUGGUCAUUACAUCCAACAUUUGAAUCAUUAUCAGUAGAAGAUAUUUUAAAUAUUUAUUGUUGGAUAUUAUUAGAAAGAUCAGUUUUAGUAGUUUCAAAAAAUCUUGGAAAUGUUUCUGCUUUAGUAUUUUCAUUUAUACCAUUACUUAAACCAUUUGUUUGGCAAUGUUGUUUUAUACCAAUAUUACCAGAAUCAUUAAUUGAAUCAAUUGAUGCACCAUUUCCAUAUAUAAUUGGAUAUCAAUGUGAAGAGGUUGGACCGGAAUUAAUGGAUGAUAAAAGAGAUUACUUAAUAGUUGAUAUUGAUCAAAAGAAAUUAAUUUAUCCACCAUCAACAUUGACACCACCGAAAUUACCCGGUAAAAAAAAGUUACGUGAUACAUUAACAGUUCAUAAAAAAGAAAUGAAUGAUCUAAAGAAUCAAAUUCCAAUAGAUCAUUUAAAACAUAGAUUCACUCAAAGUAUUACAACAACUUUUAGAGAGUAUCAAACUUGGUUAAUCGAUCAAAUUAGUACUGGUGUAAUUACUUGUAUAAAUAAUUUGUAUAUUCAAAAACAACAACAACAACAACAACAACAACAACAACAACAACAACAACAACAACAACAACAACAACAACAACAACAACAAGAAGAAUUAAAUGUAGAAAAUAUAGAAGAUAGUUUGAAUAAAGAAAUAAAUAAUAGUAAUAGUAAUGAGAAUGAUAGUAAUAAUAAUAAUAAUAGUGAUACUAAUAAUGACAAUAAUGAUAAUAAUAAUAAUAGUAGUCUUAAUAAUGACAAUAAUAAUAUUAAUGUAGAUAAUAAUAAUAAUAAUGUAAAUGAAAAAGAAAUAAUAGCGUCACCACGAGUUCAAUCACAAGAUAAUAAUAAUAAUAAUAAUAAUAAUAAUAAUAAUAAUAAUAAUAAUAAUAAUAAUAAUAAUAAUAAUAAUAAUAAUAAUAAUAAUAUACCAAUAAUUAAUAUGGAAAAUUUUACAAUUGAUGCAGUUUCAAGUAUUGAAUUAUUAAAUAGGCAAAGUAUUCACUUUUUAGAGGAUCAAAAUAAUAUAAAGGAUAUUACAGAAUGUUUACCAAAGAAAUAUCAAGAAUUUUUUAAAGGUUUCUUUUAUACUCAAUUGUUUACAGUGAAUGCGGUUAAAUUGAUGUUAUCAAUUCAAGAACGUCAUAAAACUAGUAUUAGAACAUUGGAGAAAUUGGAAUCAUUGAUUUUAAUGGAAGAGAAAUCAAAAGAGGUAUUAAUUGAAUACCAAAAGAUGGCAAAGAAAGAUAAUACAAAAGUCGAUAUGAGUUCAAUUAAAAAACAACUUCGUGAUUCUGAAGUUCAAAUUAAUGAAUUAAAAGAAUCAAAAAAGAAAUUAGAGAUGGAAGCAUUGGCAACUAGUCCAAGUAAAGCCAAUCUUAGUGGUGGAGGUAUCUCUUCGUUAUGGGGUGGUCUCUCUUCGAUUUCAGAGUUACGUAAAAAGAAAUUAGAGUUUGGUCAUCGUAGAAGUCGUUCUGUAACCGAUCAAGUUGAAAAGAAUAUUCUAAAGAAAUCAAUUAAACCUGGUUUUUCUUUAUUUGAUUUUGGUUCUUCAAAAUCAAAUAAUAGUUUAAAUAGUUCUUCAAAUAAUUUACAAACAGCUUUAAAUAAUAAUAACAACAAUACAAAAACUUCACCUCCAAUUCAAAUAUCUAAACAAAAUAGUUCAAAUAGUUCAAAUAGUUUAAAUAGUUUAGAAGUUAGUAGUAGUGGUGGUGAAAGUGUAUCACCAAAAAAUUAUUUAUCUUGUGUUGGUAAUUCAAUGCCAUCAACUCCAUUAAAUGGUAUGUCCCCAAUAUCUUCUCCAAUAUUAUCUCCACAACCUAAUAAUACUUCAAGUACAAAUAGUCCAAGAUCUUAA
Messenger RNA from Dictyostelium discoideum AX4, 3828 nucleotides. RefSeq lists its product as hypothetical. The record is from RefSeq and is a predicted model, not a curated record. Lineage: Eukaryota; Evosea; Eumycetozoa; Dictyosteliales; Dictyosteliaceae. The coding region runs from base 1 to 3828 and encodes 1275 amino acids. The transcript has 5 exons.